Molecule: messenger RNA, 1490 nt
Organism: Gasterosteus aculeatus aculeatus (three-spined stickleback)
Lineage: Eukaryota; Metazoa; Chordata; Actinopteri; Perciformes; Gasterosteidae
Source: RefSeq, a predicted model, not a curated record
GUUAUGUGAAAACGCCACAUUGUGCAACAUUGUUUCUUUUCCUCAGGAUCGGAUCCCGUUUUACUCACUAGGUAACUCCGACCCGGUUAACCUAUGAACUCAGUCAGUUUAACACGUGCAAUGGCACACAUGCGCCUUUUCUUCGCCGUUUUAAAUAGUUUACGUUCAAAAAGGCUGCAGGCUUCCUCGGGUUCUAUCUGCGUCGAACGGGGCCAAACGUUUGCAAACAAAUGCCCAACUCGAGGGGGUCGUGAACCGCAUCGAAGGCUGUUAAACGGGGGUCUGCGUGGCGCGUGUUCUGCGGGGUUUUGGAUGCACACCAGAUACGUCACCAGAACCCCUUUUCUCGUGGGGGGUGAAAACGUCCAUGCAGCUACUCAAAGACUCUUCCUACUUUACUCGUAACAGGCGGAUUUCAACUUUCCCAGACGAGAGGGAGCGGACUCUCAUUGCUAUAAAGCCGGAUGGAGUCCAACGUCGCCUUGUCGGACAGAUAAUGCAGCGCUUUGAACAGCGGGGCUUCAAGCUGGUCGGCCUGAAAAUGUUGCAGGUGUCUGAGGAUCUUCUGUCUCAGCACUACUGUGAAUUGAGGACUAAGCCCUUCUACCCCAGUCUGCUGGAUUACAUGAGCUCAGGGCCCGUUGUUGUCAUGGUGUGGGAAGGUCACAAGGUGGUCCAGACGUCUCGUACAAUGGUGGGACACACCAACCCAGCGGAGGCCCAGGCAGGCACCGUCAGAGGAGAUUUCAGCUUUCAUGUCAGCAGGAAUGUGGUUCAUGCCAGCGAUUCACCUGAAGGGGCUCAGAGGGAGAUCCAGCUGUGGUUCCAGAGUAAAGAACUCCUGAAGUGGGAGUGCUGUGACCAGACCAUCACCUGUGAAGAUGCUAAGGCCUGAAGUCUAUGGCUCAGACACGACAAUGAGAAUCCGUAACGGUACCUCUGCUCCUGCUGCUCAGGGGUCUGCCUAUCAAAUAAUUUACCUCAGUUAGUGCACUUAAAGUCACAAAGAUUAUAUUAUAUUGGAACAAAUGUGACACGUUUUUUUUGUUGUUUUAUAAAUCAAAAUAUAUUAAUAGCUGCAUGCAAAUGGGGACCUGCAACGUUUGUCCUUUGGUGUCAGGAUGAGAUGUAUUUUAUCACUACGUGCAAAACAUCGAGGUGUUGUGUGGAGCUACAGUGGAUGAACUUAAAUAAAUAUGAAUGCCGGAUGGAUGAAUUGUUUUACAGUUUUGUCAUACAGUUUUACAAUUUACAGCUGAUUAUUUAUAUAUAUAUAUAUAUAUAAAUAAAUUAUACACACACAAUAUUGUUAAGUAAUAGUUCUACCUCCUGUCUAAAAGAAAUAAGUCCAAUAACAUGAGUGAGAAGCUCUAAACUGGAAAUUGUUAAUGAUUCAAAUAAUCAAUGUUGGCACUAGAACAUUCAACUUCUGGUCAAUGUUGCUUUGAAAAUGUUGCUGUCGGUUAAUAAAUGUACUAAAAAAAACAUGG